UUACUUUUGACAAUUCCUUUUUAUAAUAUCGAUUUUUAAGAUCGUUAUUUCGUGAAUCAUUUUUAAUUUACGCAAACGCAGUUAUGAGCGACAAUAUAUCGUUCUCUGAACAUUGCAGAUCAGACAACAUUCAUACGGUAAUAGAACAUAAAGAGAUUCAAGAGAUGUCUCAAGCCUACGAGCGUUCUAAGCUUGACAAGGGCGUUAAUAUUCACACGACGCGUUCCCGAGGGGGAAGUCUAGUCGAGGAGGUCCAGGAUAAGCUUAAGAGGUUCAAAGUACGUACGGUUAACAUCUUGGUGGGAGGAGAAGAUGAAGAACAGAAAUAAAUAAAAGGAUAAAAACAAAUAUAAUUUUUUUAAAAGAAAAAUUGUAAAUUAUUCAUUCAUUUCUUUACCACGAAAUUAAGACACUAUCUUCACGCAAACUGCGAGGAAAACAACGAUUGAUAGGUGAAAUUAUAGUGUUUUCAAGCCUAUGGGAGGUUGAAUCUUAUGGGCUAAAUGGAUGUUCAUAGUUUCGAAAAGCCCAUAUAGUUGGAAUAUCUGUAGACCCUUGUAUAUCUAUACCAA
Molecule: messenger RNA, 572 nt
Organism: Eutrema salsugineum
Lineage: Eukaryota; Viridiplantae; Streptophyta; Magnoliopsida; Brassicales; Brassicaceae
Exons: 1
Coding region: 84-329 (81 amino acids)
Source: RefSeq, a predicted model, not a curated record